Molecule: messenger RNA, 153 nt
Organism: Plasmopara halstedii
Lineage: Eukaryota; Oomycota; Peronosporomycetes; Peronosporales; Peronosporaceae
Exons: 2
Coding region: 1-153 (50 amino acids)
Source: RefSeq, a predicted model, not a curated record
AUGACAGCUUGCGCAGCUUUCGUAGCUGUUUCACCCCAGCAUCCAGUUGUUUCAUUUGACUUUGCGGUUCAGGACUUUUUUGUUUCAUGUGCCUCGGUGGAUGCGGAAUCUUUUGAUCUGUAUUACUGCCUGCUUCGUGACAAGUAUCGUUGA